AUGGCCGCUGCAUCAUCUGCUACCGUCACUCUAAUCACUCGCCCAAACCUGGUAAGUAUUGGGCGCAGCUUUCUUGAGGCCAUUGUAGCCCGGCCAAACAACAUUGUGAUUGCGUGUGUCCGAGACCCCUCCUCCAAUAUAUCACAGCGCCUUCUUUCUCUCCCCAAGGGCAAGGGCUCCCAAGUAAAACUAGUCAAACUUGAUUCUGCGGUCGAUAAUGACCCCGCCAGUGCCAUUGAGUUACUCAGGUCGGACGGUGUAGAAUAUAUUGACCGUGUCAUUGCCAAUGCUGGCAUUGGCGAUGUCAACAAGCCGCCCCUGGACAUCGACUUCAACGACAUCAAGAGGCACAUGCAAGUCAACUUCUACGGUGUAUUUGCCCUCGUCAAGGCCGCAGUGCCGCUCCUACAGCAGGCCAAGGACCCAAAGGGCCCCAAGAUGAUUUUUGUCGGAUCAGGCGUUGCCAGCUUUGCAAAGAGCCGAGAGUUCGCCGGCCCCUGGUUCUGCUAUGGUGUCACCAAGACUGCUGUCGAUUAUACCGCAUCCCAGCUCCAUCUUGAGAAUAAGUGGCUGACCAGCGUCGCCCUCUCGCCUGGCUGGGUCCGUACAAGCUGUUCAACGCGACCGCUGUCGCCAUUCCGGCAUCCAGUGGACCCGCAGUGCUUUUUGAUGGUUUCUCCAUUGAAGGUGUGA
Bipolaris maydis ATCC 48331 is the source of this 693-nucleotide messenger RNA. Lineage: Eukaryota; Fungi; Ascomycota; Dothideomycetes; Pleosporales; Pleosporaceae. The record is from RefSeq and is a predicted model, not a curated record.